Messenger RNA from Leptinotarsa decemlineata (Colorado potato beetle), 594 nucleotides. It is a transcript of the gene ND-B17.2, whose product is annotated as NADH dehydrogenase (ubiquinone) B17.2 subunit. Gene Ontology annotation, cellular component: membrane; respiratory chain complex I. Gene Ontology annotation, biological process: response to oxidative stress. NCBI's taxonomy places the organism in Eukaryota, Metazoa, Arthropoda, Insecta, Coleoptera, Chrysomelidae. The record is from RefSeq and is a predicted model, not a curated record.
ACUAAUAAAAAAAAUAAUAGGUGACAGAUAAACUGACAGAUGCAGUUUGACAGCAAUAUAGUAAUUUCUGUUAUUUAAAAAUCGCCAAAAGGUGAAAAAAUGGCCAAAUAUUUUGGUUUAGAUAGACUUGUAACAUUUUGGAAUACUGUUAAAGAAGCUGGCGGCAUAAAGGCUUCUUUGUAUAAAUUGUACAGGAUGGAUAACCUGCGUCCUGGACAACUUGUAGGAACCGACAAGUAUGGUAACAAAUAUUACGAGAACCGCAGCUACUUUUAUGGAAGGAAUAGAUGGGUAGAGUAUGCACCUUAUUAUGCCUUGGAAUAUGAUGGGAGUCAAAUUCCAGCAGAAUGGUUUGGAUGGAUGCAUUACAAAACAGACUUAACUCCAGACAAAGAUCCUUCUAGGCCAAAAUACAAGUGGAUGAUGGAUCAUACAGAGAAUAUGAGUGGUACACCUGGGCAGUACAUGCCAUAUUCAACAACCAGACCCAAAAUUCAACCGUGGAUCCCUCCCAAGCAUUAAGAGUCUAAGACAUAUUUAGUUUGUUUUAAUUCUUGUAAAUGUAUAAAAAGAUAAUAUAUGUCCUCAGCAAAG